Messenger RNA from Purpureocillium lilacinum, 441 nucleotides. RefSeq lists its product as uncharacterized. The record is from RefSeq and is a predicted model, not a curated record. NCBI's taxonomy places the organism in Eukaryota, Fungi, Ascomycota, Sordariomycetes, Hypocreales, Ophiocordycipitaceae.
AUGCCACCGCGCUUAACCAAGCGUGCGCCCGCCGCCAAGAGCAAGGCCGGCAAGUCUGCGAAAGCCAUCGCGAAGCUGCUCACCGACCCCAAGUCCGUCCUGGCGACGGCCGAUCUCUACAGACUACUCACCAACCCCAAGGCGCGGGACGUCCUAACCAGCGAGGAGUGGGCCGAAAUCACGGCGCUGUUCCCCGUCGCAUCAUCACCACCGGCAGACACAGAGCUCAGCGUCGCAACGCUCGCCAACGACCCCGGGUUCCGCCACACCUGUGCCACGUACAGUGAGAACCUCGCCGAGGGGCGGCACGAUGCCGGCUGGUUGGAAUGCGCGUGGACGGCGCACGCGCGCAGAAAGGCCGGCGCCUUUGACGCUCAUCUCGCGGCCAAGUUUGAGGACGAAUGGGGCGUCGCGGCGCCUCAGGCGCAGUCGGAAGAGUGA